Molecule: messenger RNA, 1482 nt
Organism: Juglans regia (Persian walnut)
Lineage: Eukaryota; Viridiplantae; Streptophyta; Magnoliopsida; Fagales; Juglandaceae
Product: DNA-directed RNA polymerases I and III subunit RPAC1
Exons: 9
Coding region: 132-1349 (405 amino acids)
Biological process (GO): DNA-templated transcription
Cellular component (GO): RNA polymerase III complex; RNA polymerase I complex
Molecular function (GO): DNA binding; protein dimerization activity
Source: RefSeq, a predicted model, not a curated record
ACCCUUUGACAAACCUAAAACCCUAAGUUAUUUUAUUUUUCGGUUUCCUCCGUCUUUCCACCCAACCACAAAACCCUAGCAACAAAUCGCAGUGAGGGAAGACACGGGUGUAGACAAAUCCAAUCAAAAUAAUGGCCAAGCGAGAUGAACGGAUGUCCGAAGAAGAGGAAGAAAGUGAAGCAGAGUCGAUGUCUGAGUCUGAGUCAGGAGGAAGAGGAGAAUCACAAGGAGGACUAGAUUACAUAAUGAGUCUUCCAGACGUUCCUAUGAAACUUCCACCGCACGUGGAGCUACAGAGAACCCGCGUCUUCUGCAACGCUGACGCUCCCAACCAUACAGAUACUAUACAGUAUUCUGGUGCUUUUGCGUCCGUGGGAAUAGAUAAUAGUUUCCGACUGGACCAUUUUCGCAAGGACUUUAGAGUUGAAGUGAUUAGAUGCUCGGAUGAUGACUUGGAGUUUGAUAUGAUUGGGAUCGAUCCAGCACUUGCCAAUGCAUUUCGGAGAAUCCUUAUUGCUGAGGUUCCAACAAUGGCCAUUGAAAAAGUUCUUAUUGCAAACAAUACGUCAGUAGUCCAAGAUGAAGUGCUUGCCCACAGGUUGGGUCUUAUUCCGAUCAGUGUUGACCCGAGGCUUUUUGAAUAUGCAGAAAAUAAUGCACUGAACGAAAGGAAUUCCAUUGUUUUUAAACUUCAUGUUCGUUGUGAACGAGGUGGGCCGCGUCUUACAGUAAAAGCAAAUGCAUUGACGUGGUUACCCAAUGGGAGUGAGUUUCCUUUGCAAUCAGAAGACCCAAAUUCAAAUUCCACCUCAAAACCAAAAACCUACACUUCAUUUAGCUGUAGCCAAGACUCUCUGCCUGAAUUUUCCAGCAAUCCAAUUGGAUUCAAGGGAAGACUUAAUGAUAUUAUUAUUUCUAAACUUGCCCCUGGUCAGGAAAUUGAACUUGAAGCACAUGCUGUUAAAGGCAUUGGUAAAACACAUGCAAAGUGGUCUCCAGUGGCCACUGCUUGGUAUAGGAUGCUUCCCGAGGUUGUACUGCUGGAAGAGAUUGAAGAUGAAGUGGCUGAAAAUCUUAAAAGUAAAUGCCCAGUUGGAGUAUUCGACAUUGAAGAUAUUGGCAAUGGUAAAAAAAGGUUAACUGUGGCCCGACCGCGAGCUUGCACAUUGUGUAGAGAAUGCAUCAGAGAAGGGGGAGAAUGGGAGAAGCGUGUUUCAUUACGGCGUGUUAAGGAUCAUUUCAUAUUCACGAUUGAAUCAACUGGAGCAUUACCUCCUGAGGUACUAUUUACCGAAGCUGUGAAGAUUUUGGAAAGCAAGUGUGAACGUGUGAUUUCUGAGCUCUCUUGAUGCUUUGUUCUCAGGAUAAUUAAUGCAGAAUGGGGUAGAAAGGGCACAGAGGGUGAAGUAAAUUAUGUAUGCAUUGUUGAUUAAGGAUGUUUGAUAUAUUCAUAUCAUAAUAUAAGAGGCUAAUUUCUUAUCA